Messenger RNA from Aspergillus caelatus, 795 nucleotides. RefSeq names its product class I SAM-dependent methyltransferase. The record is from RefSeq and is a predicted model, not a curated record. Lineage: Eukaryota; Fungi; Ascomycota; Eurotiomycetes; Eurotiales; Aspergillaceae. The transcript is spliced from 4 exons. Bases 1 to 795 code for a protein of 264 amino acids.
AUGGCGCUGAAACCGGAAUAUGUCCUUACGCAUGACUACCUCGAUAACAAUCGGUUACUCUUCGGAUAUCACACCCAUCCGGAUAUCCCUACAGCUGAUCCCAAUCUGAAAGUCGCAGACGUAGGGACAGGAACAGGUAUCUGGCUCACUGAUUUAGCUAAGCGGUUACCGCAGACAGUGCAACUAGAUGCACUAGACAUCUCCUUUGAGGCAACCCCACCAGCUGAGUGGCUCCCUUCCAACAUCCGCACUCUCGUGUGGGAUGUCAAAACAGAUCCUCCGGAGGAUCUGAUUGGUGUCUAUGAUAUAGUCCAUAUUAGACAUUUUACUUUGGUCCUGAUAGAAGAGGAGUUGGAAAAUGUUCUUACCAGAUUACUCAAGCUGCUAAAACCCGGUGGGUACUUGCAAUGGGUGGAAGUGGAUAUGAGCUCGUUCCGCAUUUUGAAGACCAACCCGAAUAACCAGUCUGAGGCAUUAGAGACACUUUUCAAACUCUCUCAGGGGCAGGACAAAAGGCUGAGUCCGACCUAUGUUCCCAGCCUCUCGUCGCGCUCGCGCUUUGAGGCUGCUGGGUUUGACAAUGUCAAGUCCGAGUCCCGGAAUGCACCCCCACACCUUGCUCUUGCGAUGCAUGAAUGCAACUUGCUAAUUAGCGAAAUCUUGGCACGCAAGUCUAAGAACGAAAAAGUGAUGGAAUUGGUGAAGGGGCUCUUGCCCCGUGUUGAGAGCGAGACCCGUAAUGGUUCCUGUUGGGCCUUUACUCGGUGGAGCGUGGUGGGAAGAAAGCCCCAGUAG